AUGUGCCCUGACAUAUUAGUAGUACAUAAAAUUUCUGACAAGUUCACACUUCAAGACAAAUUAGUACUGACUGACGUGGAACUUAGUACCUCAAAAGAAUUAGGAGAGCCAUGGGAAGAUUAUGAUGAUCCAAUAUUGGGGAUUCCUAUUAAAUUUUCAAACAUCGAAACAAAUAUAUCCAGUGUAAUGAAGAGCGAUAAUAAACUACCAUCCGAACCAGAUUACAAUCCAAUAUUAGGUGAACCUUAUGUAGAAUCGACAACAGAUUCAAUGAUUCAUCAAUUAUAUCUUUUAACUCAAGAUAAUAAUUUAAAGGAAUCAUUUUUUUUAAAUUGGGAUUAUCAUAAAGUUAUUCUUGAUAUUGGAUAUUAUUUACGGUCCCAUAAAUUUAAUGAUUUUGAUCGUCGUUAUUACAAUAGUAUUAACGAUUAUGAAAAUACGGGUAAUCGAUUAUAUAAAGAAUUUACAAAACCACCAUUGAGAUCAUUGCAUUGGGAAGUUUAUAAAUACUGCAAUGGAGGUUUCUUUCAAUGUCUUAAAUAUAUCGACAGUAUUGUUGAGAAAACAUCACCUAGACGUAUUGAUGAUACUACAUACGUAAUUAUUCAAAACAACUGGAAUACAGUAACUCAUAGCAAACAAAUCAAUAUAACAGACAAUGAAUGUAAAUCAGUUCAUGAUAAUUAUUCACCAUUUCAUGGACCUCUUGAACGUUUUCAAUGGCGAACAUCUAUUAGCUAUUACAUGUGUUGGUAUACAAUAAUAAAUAGACCAGAACUCGAGCACUUUAAUGAAUCUUGCGAUAAUUUUUCAAAUUGCCUUGAUGAGAAAUUUGGUACCAAUAAUAACGACCCAAGAGCUAAUGAUGACAUACCAUUUUCUUGUGCAUUUUACAGUUUUUGUCCUGAUCCUUGUUGUCCUUUAAAACAUGUACUAAACAUACAAGAUUGCGUUGAAAAUAAAUUCAAUCCAUGUUCAAUUAAUUCUCAAGAAUAUGGAAAUUGUUAUUUUCCUUUUAAUAAAAAUUAUAAUUUAAAUUCAUUAAUAAAAAAUGAAUUGAAUAUAACUUGUGACUGUAAAGAUCCGGGUUACGAAUGGUCUUCAAAAUUUGGAAUAUGCAUUGAUAUUGACGAAUGUUCAGAAAAACUUGAUAAUUGUUCACAUUCAUCUAAUACAGUUUGUAUUAAUUUACCAGGAAGUUUUUAUUGCGCUUGUCAGCUCGGUUAUACAUAUAAUAUAGAAACAGAAAGUUGUCAAGUGAAUUGGGAAUUCAAGAAAAUUUUAAUGCAACCAUCAUUAAUUAUUAGUUCGACUACAGAAAGUUUGUUUGAUAUCAUUGUUAACACUUUAACUAAAAAAAUUGAUAUUUGGUAG
Molecule: messenger RNA, 1374 nt
Organism: Microplitis demolitor
Lineage: Eukaryota; Metazoa; Arthropoda; Insecta; Hymenoptera; Braconidae
Exons: 4
Coding region: 1-1374 (457 amino acids)
Molecular function (GO): calcium ion binding
Source: RefSeq, a predicted model, not a curated record